Molecule: messenger RNA, 948 nt
Organism: Dentiscutata erythropus
Lineage: Eukaryota; Fungi; Glomeromycota; Glomeromycetes; Diversisporales; Gigasporaceae
Source: the annotation of a GenBank genome assembly
AUGCCAUCAAUAAUAGUAAGCAAGAAAAUUUCUUUUUAUCGACUCGAAAUACUUUAUCAAAAACUUAAUUCUAAAUUUGAUAUGAUGAAUUGGGACGAUAUUUUGGAUUUUAUUCCUCUAAAAGAUUAUGUUCCAGUAAUGAAUCGUGGUUUAAAUUUUGAUCUUGAAACCUUAAAAAGAACUCUUAAAAUACCUGAUACUGGUUCUGGAAACUAUAGUGAAAAAGAUAUCCAUUAUAUUCGUGGAGGUAGACGAUAUGGUAUUGAAUUUUUCGACACAAUAGAUACUGACGAAAAACUACAAAGAUAUUCGAAAAAAUUUUAUAUAUCUGAUUUAAUAAAACGAAAUGAAACUCUAUUGCAUUUUGGAUCUUUACAUGGAUCAAAUAGGAUAAUUCUUAAACAGCCUGAAAAUAUUGAAUUCUUAAGAAAAGUAAUGAAAGAUUUGAGAUUUAAGCAUCCUAUAUUAAUGGAUAGUGUUAAGAGAAUUAUUGAUGAACUAGGUGGUCCAAGAAGCUUUAUUGGUGUUCAUAUAAGAACUGGGGAUGGGGUUUUUAAAAAUAGAAAAAACAAGAUCAUUAAUGACAUUUUUGAUAAAAUGAGUAAUUAUUCAAAUAGUCAUAAUUUAACUAAUAAUUUUUUACGUAAACCUCUACCAAAUAAUGCUUCAAAAAAUGUUUUAAAAUGCUUAGAGCGUCCGGAAUCAUUAGUAAUUUACAUAGCAACCGACGAACCAAAGCCUAAAGAAGCUUUCGAAUCAAAUUUAAAUUCUUGUAUUUUUGUAUUAUCUGAUUUUAAUGAUCAUUUAAAACCUUUGAAUAAUCUUAAGUUUACUCCUUUUUUUAAAUCUUUGGUGGAUUUGUUGGUCGUUUCUAAUGGUGUUGAGUUUAUAGGAACUAGACGAAGCACUUUUUCAAAGUUGGCAAAAGCAAUUCACGAAUAUCAGUAA